Molecule: messenger RNA, 9934 nt
Organism: Engraulis encrasicolus (European anchovy)
Lineage: Eukaryota; Metazoa; Chordata; Actinopteri; Clupeiformes; Engraulidae
Gene: ahctf1
Product: AT hook containing transcription factor 1
Exons: 37
Coding region: 204-8942 (2912 amino acids)
Source: RefSeq, a predicted model, not a curated record
AUGGCGCUUGCGUUUAAGUAGUGGUAGGAGCAGUCCCUAAAGUCAAGGCUAGACCUCGUAGUUUGGUCUCCAGAAAGUCGUUUUUAAAUGUAUAAAACUAAGCACAAGUGCAUGUGAGAAGAACGGAUUAUGACAGAAGUAAAGCCGCGUCAGAAGACACAUUUGAGUGAGCAGUAUUUUGAAACCGUCAACAUAAGACAGUAAUGAUGCGUGACCUGGCUGCCCAAGUCACCAGCAGCCUGCUGCGCUUCCCCGAGGUGACUGUGGACGCUCUGGGGGAGGAUGAGGUCACGCUGGACUCUGUGCUGCAGGGCAGGUUCACCGUUGGGCGUAGCGGGCUGGCGUGGCUGGCGUGCGGUCCGCAGCUGGAGGUGGUGCACUCGGUGACGGCGGAGCGCUUCUCGGCGUACUGCUUCAGCGGGCUGGGCGAGCACGCGCCCAACGUGCUGGCGGCGCGCGACUUCAGCUGGCUGAAGCGCAGCGGGCUGCUGCUGGGUCUGGAGGAGGCAGAGGGUAGCACGCUCUGCCUCUACGACCUCGGCAUCUCCCGCGUGGUCAAGGCUGUCGUCAUACCCGGCAGGAUCACUGCGAUCGAGCCCAUCGUGAGCUAUGGCGGGGCGAGUGCGAACACGCAGCACCUCCACCAGAGCCUGCGCUGGUUCUUUGGUGUGGCGGCGGUGGUGACGGAUAUCGGCCACGUGCUGCUGGUGGACCUCUGUCUGGACGACGUCUCCUGCAGCCAGACCGAGAUGGAACCCUCAGACUUGGAGGUGGUGAACAAGUCCCCGUCUGAGAUCCCUCGUCUGCGUGAGGGGGUGACUCAGCAGGGCCGGCACCUGUGCCUGCAGCUGAGCAGCCCCACGGGCACGGGGGCCACCGCCCUGCACUACAUCCCCCGCACCAACCAGCUCGCUGUCGGCUUCUCCGACGGAUACCUGCAGCUCUGGAACAUGAAGAGCCUCAAGAGAGAGUACAACUCCCAGCUGGAGGGGGGCAGGGUGCCCGUGUACGCCUUCACCUUCCAGGAGCCGGAGAACGACCCCCGCAACUGCUGCUACCUGUGGGCCGUGCAGUCCAACCAGGACCUUGAGGGUGAUGUGGUGAGUCUUCACCUGCUGCAGCUGGCCUUUGGAGAGAGGAAGUGUCUCGCUUCGGGCAAGAUUCUCUACGAGGGCCUGGAGUACUGUGAGGAGCGCUACAGCCAGGACCUGAACGGCACCUCGUUCCCUCUCAGGGCCCAGGCCACCAACACACGCCUGCUCAGCUGCCAGACCAUCGAGAAGUUCAGGCCACACCCCGACCGCGACGACAGCAUGAAUGAAGUGGCAUCUCCAGAUACAAGCGUGUCCAUAUUCAGCUGGCAAGUGAAGUCCUAUGGGCAGGCCAAGCCCUCCACGUAUAUCGGGGUGUUCGACAUUAACAGAUGGUACCACGCACAGAUGCCCGACUCGCUCAGGGCGGGGGAGUCGCUGCGUAACUGCCCGUACUUUGCGGUGUGGUCUCUGGAUGCCGUGGUGGAGAUGACUGCUCAGAGCCCCCUGCUGGACGUUCUGGUGCAUGAGCGCAGCCUGAGCAGGGGACUCCCCUUCACCUGCCCUCCCCCGGAGCAGUUCUUCAACCCCACUACAUACAACUUUGAUGCAAGCUGCUUGCUAAACUCUGGGAUAGUGCACUUAACCUGCUCCGGCCACCAGAAGGAGACGCUGAGCUACCUGAAGAAGGCGGGCCCCACGCUGGGUGAGAGCAUCUCGAGCGGAUACACCCGCUGCCUGGUGUCCGGCCUGCUGUCGCCGCGCCUGGCCGACGUCCAGCCCUCCAACCUGUCGCAGGAGGAGCAGCUGGAGGCCAUCUUGUCCACGGCGGUGGAGACCAGCUCACUGGGCCUCAUCACCGGCUGCAUAAAGCAGUGGACCGGCGAGGAGCAACCAGGGUCAGCAGCCAACCUGCGGUAUAUUCUGGAGUGGGCCUGGGACAAAGUGGUCCGUACCAAACAGGAACUGGACGGCAUCUGUGCGCCUCUGUUUGACAGCUCGUGUAACUUCACGGAGCCCCAGACUCUGCAGCUGCUGCAGCACAGCCAGCGUCUCCUCAGCAACCUGGGCACCAUCUUCCACUGCCUCCUCAGCCAGGCACAGGAGAUCACACAAAAAGGGCUUGAUGGCCUCAUCAACAAGAACCUGGUGUCCAGCCUCAUCGCACAAUACUCUCAGGUGGUGCUGUGGUUCUGUCGGACCGGACUUCUCCCAGAAGGAUCAGACGAUGAGGAUGCUCUUCAGAUCUCCAGGCCCUUCUACAGCUACUCCAUCAUCUCCAACUGCUACACCACCCGACGCCAGGAGCUGCAGAGGCUGGCCAAGGACAAAUGGAAUGCGGACUGCCUCAUGAUUGACGCGCUUGUUAGCCAAUGUGGAGAGCGGCUGGCUGACCUAUGGAGAAGGGACGAGGGCGGGACGGGCCAGUACCCACCUCUUUCACUGCAUGCCUUGCUGGAUAUUUACCUCUUAGAAAACAUUGAUGAAUCUGCCAAACAUGCCAUUGUGAUCUACCUGCUGCUGGACGUCAUGUACUCGGUGCCCAAUAAGAGCGGCUCGUCUCUGGAGUCCUUCCCCACCGCCUUCGCCAUCCCCAUCGGCCUGGUCAAGCUGGUGCAGGGCCUCUGGCUGCUCGACCAUCGCGACCACGAGAACUCCCUGGAGUUGCUGCUGCACCCGGCCACCAGCCACUCUCUCUGGGCCUGGCAGCAUGGCCGCGUGCUGGAGGCUCUGAUGGUGCAGGGGCAGCACGCCAUCGCCCUGCGCUACCUCCACGUCAUGAAGCCCUCUCUCACCUCCACCGGCGACGCCAAACUAUGCCUCUCAGUGCUGCUACACAACAGGUGCAUGGUGGAGGCCUGGGCUCUGCUGCGGCAGCACUCUACCAAGCUGAACGCGGAGGAGCUGCUGCGCUUCCUGUACGAGACCAGCCAGGAACUGGGCCUCAUGAAGGAGCUGCUUAAGCUACCACUUGGCCUGGCUGAACAGGAGUGUCUGGAGCGGUUUCUGCAGGGCACAGGAGGUGUGCAGAACAGGGAGCUACUGAUGGUUCACUACCUGCAGCAGGCCAACUACAUCCCUGCCCUGCAGCUCAACCACACCCUCAAGAUGAACAUGCUGAAUGAUCGUGACCCGAAGAUGAAGGAGCGCUCCAACACGCGUAACUCCAUCCUGGAACAGUACGGCAAGGUGCUGCCCAGAGCCCAGAGGAGGCUGGCCACCGAGAGGGCGAAACCUUACGGCCAUCCCAGCUCUGUGCUCAAGAAGGUGUCACGGCCGCAGCCUCUGUCCACGGUGGCCAAGCGUUCGGCUGCUGAGAACGUGCUGACCAGAGCCACCUUCAUCAGCAGCGUCAUGUCCAAGAUAGAGGAGGUGUGGGUGGGCAAGGAUGCCACGCCAGACUCCUCUCCUCUCAAGAGUCCCAGAGUGCCUGAAAUCCUCGUGCCAAGCCCCCCCGCGCGUUCCGUGACCGAUCUACCUGAAGCCUUUGUUGGUACCCCCAUCUCAGUUACCCGCAGGAGAAUGUCCAGGAUGCUUGACCUGAUGGUGCACCCCUCCUCCAGCCAGCCCGCCCCUGAGUCCCCCAGCCUGCCCCAAACGCCCCCCAGGGUGCCCUCGGUCUGGGCCGCCCCAAAGAGCGCCCCUCGCGCCACCGAACUCAACCUGCUGCAGACCCCUCAGGUCGUCAAGCGAGCUCGUGCGUUGGCUGCGUCCAUGUCGGUGAUGUCCAGCUUCACGCCGCAGUCCAUCCUGCGUAGCAGCCUAAGGCCCACCCCCAUCGCCACGCCAACUGUAGCCACUCCCACUGGCUCCCACCGUUCCGCCUCUCCGCCUCUGCCCGUGCGGCCCAAGGAGAGCCGCAUCACAUUCAUAGACGCCGGCGCUGUCACGCCAGAUACCCCCAAAGACCAUCAACCAUGGAGCAACGGGCUUGUGGGUGACAGCGAGGUGAGCCUGUCCCAGAGGUCCAGCGUGCAGUCUUACGAGGAGGAAGAGGAGGAGGACGAGGUGGACGCAGGUCUGUGCGUGUCCUUCCUGCCCCAGGCUAAGAAGCGUGACGCUGCCUCAGCCAGCCAGGGCUCAGUCUGCAGCACCUCCUCCCUGCGAGACGCGCCUCCCUCCGAGUCCUCCGCUCGGCCCCCUUCCUCGCAGUCCCUGCUGAGACCCAGCCUGGGGGGCCACGACACCAGCGCCGCCUCGGCCGACCAGUCGUCCACCAUGGAGUUCCAUGAUGCCCCCGAGGAGAUCCUGGAGGAGGAGCAGCAGCAGGAGGUGGAAGAGGAGGAGGGGCAGCCCCCCGUGCCCAAGCUGCUCUGGGAGGAGGAGGUGGACGAGGAGGUGGUGGUCAGGCAGCCACACACUGCCCCUGCUGCUGCUGCUGCUGUGGAGGAGAAGGAGCAAGAGCAGGAGGCAGUGGAGGAGCUGGAGGACACAGUUCCUGAAGAGGAGGUGAAGGAGGAGGAGGAGGCUCCGAAGGUGGAGGAGGAAGCGGUGCCCAGUGAGCAUGAGGAAAGAGUGGAGGAAGAGGAGGUGACGAUGGCUCAGGAUGAGGCUGCCGCUGAAGAGAGUCAACCUGAAGCUGAGGAGGUGACAGCUAAGGCAGGCAGCGUAGAGGAGGAGGCGGAGGAGCCUCAAGAGCCUCCUGUGGUGGUGGUGUUGGAGGACAGCGAGGAGGAGGAGGAGACUGGUCCUGGUGCUGAGGCUGAUGCUGUUGCCCCAGCAACCCAGGAAGAGGAGGUGCUCCCAGUGGCUGCUGCUGAGAUGCUGGAGGUCCCCGCCGAGUCCGUUCCUCCUCUGGAGCUGUUUGACGAGGAGAUGGAGGAGGAGGAGGCCGCUGCCCCUGACGUCAGUCCAGAGGAAGCGCUGUGUGUGCCCGAGUCCGUUCCUGAUGUCCUACCCGAGCCGGUUGCACAGGUGGAAUCUGGACAAGAGCAGGAAGCGGAGCCACAGUCCAACCAUGCAGAGGAGAGCACUGAGGAACCAGCACCAGAGGUGGAGGUGGAGAGGGCCACGAAGCCACAGGACAUCACGGAUCUGGCUCUUGAUGAGUAUGUGGAACAUCAGCUAUUCGAUGACCUCCCAGAGUCAACACAAAACUGGGCCGCCAUCAUCAGUGCUGAAGGUCCAGUGGAGUCCGCCGUCCCCAAGCUGAGCAGCCAGAAGUCUGUCGCCUCCUCGGAGCCCACCACCACCUCAGGCUGCCCCUCUGUGGUGAGCGUGAACGACAGUGAAGAUCUGUCCAGCGCUGCCUCUGAGGAGGAGUCUGAUGCUGAGGACGAGGAAGAUGAGGAUGAUGAAGACGAUGAUGAGGAGGAGGAUGAGGAGGAAGAGGGUUCGAGCAGCGAGGUGGAGAUCAUCGAGGAGGUGCAGGGUAAUGGCCGUCAGCACCUCCCCCCUGUGGCCUCCCACCUCUACAUGGAGCGGCUGCCUCCCCACGCACAAUACCUGCAGGAGCAGGCCUCCGCCGUGCUGUCUCUCGUCACACCUGACGCACAGGAGGUGGAGGGCAUGAUGCUGGAGGAGGACGAGGAUGCGGAGGUGGUGAUGCUGCGAGUGGGCAGCGACGGUGUGGGUGGCGUGGAGGAAGAGGAGUUGUUGGAGGAGGAGGACGAAGGCCAGGGUGUGUGCUACACGGAGCUGAAGCCCUCCACCACCCUGCUGGUGCCCCUGGAAUUGGCCCAGGAGGCCGGCCUGGACCCAGGCCCCCUCCUCCACACGCAACACCUGCUAGACAGCAGAGACGCCCUCGCACCCGUCUCACCGCCCACCGAAUCCACAGCCACCCCUGCUGGAGGCUUCUCGCUCAUGCUGGAGGCCGAGGAAGAGGGAGAGGGAGAGGAGGAUAGAGGAGAGGCGGACGUGGUGGUGGAUGCUGGUAUGGAACUACCACAGGCGACACAAGAACAGGAGCCUGAGAGCACUCCAGCCGAAACCUCAGAGCAGCAGGUGGAUGUUGGUGAAGAAGAAGACCAAGACACACCCGUGGAGCAGGUAGAGGACCUGGACAGUGGAGAAGUGGAGACGGAGGAGGCUGCAGAUGCUGAGGUGCAAAAGUUAGAGGAGGAGGAGAAGGAGGUGGAGGAGGCAGACGCUGCAGCUCUCCCUGCGGAUGUGGAGACGGAGAUGGAGGCUGAGGUGGAGGGAGACACUCCUGCACCAGAGGACAAGGAGGCGGCAGAAGAGGUGGAGGAGGAGGAGGUGGAGGAGGUGAAGGCCUCGCCUGAGGAGGCUGAAGCUGCAUCAGACGCCCCAGUGGUGUCCCCUCCUCCUGCUGAGGACGCUCUCUGUGAGAUGGAGGUCGCACCACCCCAGAUGGAGGAGCAGACCAAACAAGCGGACGCAGGCAAUCAGAUGGAGGAGGAAGCGGCAGAGGCGGCGCCCAAGACUGAUGCGCCUCAAGUCCAGGAGGAGGGGGAGGAAGAUGAAGAGGAGGAGGUUCCUAUUGUCUAUACGGGGAGAGGGAGGUCUGGCGAUCGACGCUAUCACAUUCAAGCCGCUGCUGUGAACACCACCUAUGAGAUGCCACCAGUGGUGACCAGGAAAGGCAGCAGCCACAGUCAGAGUGCUCAGCCUGCCACCACGGCUGCACUGGACAUCACAUACGAAAAUCCUCCUGUAGUCACCACAAAAGGCAGCGGUCACAGCAGUAAGAGCUCGCAGCCUGACGUGGACACGAUGUACGACAUGCCUCCAGUCGUCACAGGGAAAAGCAGCAGUCACAACAAGAGCGUGCAGCCUGCAGCAGCAGCAGCAACUGAUGAGGCUGUUGACACCACCUACGAGAUCCCCCCUGAGGUGACGAGGAAAGGCAGCAGUCACAGCAGCACUAAGAGCACACCACAGGAUGCCGCCGUUAAUGACCACGACGCCAUCGAUGAGGUCCCUCCUGUCGUGACCACACAAGGUAGCAGUCAUGGCAAGAGUACGCAGCCUGACAUCGCUGCUGAAGACGAUGACUUGCCUCCCGUGGUCUUCAGAAAAGGCAGCAGUCAUAGGCGCACUACACAGCCUGCCGCCGCCGCUGAUGAUGAUGAUAUGGCCGAUGAAGAAGCACCCCCUGUGGUGAGCAGGAAAGGCAGCAGCAGCAGGAAGACGGUCACCUUCAUCUCACCUGUCACUCAUAAGGAUGAGGAGCAGAAACGACACCAAGAGGAGGUGGAAGUCCCAGCCAUUGACGAGACGGAAGAGCAAGAGGAUAAAGUUCCCCCCUCUACCACCGCUACUGCUACUCAACGGCGAGCCACCAGGAGCAGGGGACAAGCCGCGGACGUCACCCAGCCACCAGUCACUCCCAGCAGGAGGACGAGGCGAACCGAGGCCACGCCACAGAAGGCCACCACCACCACACCAACACCCAGGAAGGGAGGUCGGAGAACCAGGAGCUCCGUGGACUUGGACGAGGAGCAGCCGGAACAGCCCAGUGAGCAGUCCACCAUCGUGGAGGAGCCGGCCAGUGAACAGCCCAGUGAUGUUGCUGCUGCUGCUGCUCCACCCAUGGAGGAGACGACCACCAGGAGCAGAAGGUCUGCUGCCCCCGCCACCGCCGCUGCCAGCCCCAGCAGGGUGACCAGGAAAAGCAGCCGAGGGGCGACGCCUGGCCUGGACGGCGCGGACGGCACGACAGCAGCCAUUUUACUCACGCCGCCCAGGAGUCGACGGAAGACGAGGUCCAACACCAGCGACGAAGAGCCUGCUGCCGAGGAACAACAACAGGCUCCCAAGACGACCAGCAAACGGAGCGCCAGGAAGAAGACUCCAGACACCGAGACAAUCACGGAGGUACCGGAGGCGACUGCGAGAGCCGAGGAAGACGAGCAGAGGACGCAGACGGAGACGCGGUCCAAGGUGGCGUCCACCACCAGUCCUAGCCGGCUCACCAGAGCGUCCAGCCGAGGGGUCAGCCUCAGCCUGGAGACCGCCGUCACCCCGCCCAGGAGCAGGAGGAAGACCAAGGCCAGCGCCACGACGGCAGAGAAGGCCAAAACGCCCGCAGAGGCUCCUCUGGCCAGCGCCACAGAGGAGACGGCAGCGCCUCCUAGUGGCCCAGCUGUGCGGCGGCUGGCUCGCAGCCGACACUGGAAGGAUAUGGAGGAACAACAGGAGGACGUGAAGAAGGUGCAGCCCAUGAUGGAGGCUGCUGUGGAGCUGGUGCCAGGCACUCCCCUGGGGGACGCCCUGAUGGAGAGGCUGCAGGGGGGCACCGGGGGAGCAGUCACCGAGAUCAUCCGGGCCCGCAGGAGAACCACCUCCGCCACCACAACCCGCUCGGCACCAGCACCUACUCCACUCUCGCCUACCGUGGAGGAGCCCAGCGGGAUGAUGAACGAUGACGCACCUCCAGAGAUAACGCUGGAUGUGGACGCAGCCGAGCCUCCAGAACCGGAGCCAGAACCUGCCGCCUCACCGGGCCGGAGACGCACACGCUCCAACAAGGGCCCAGAGCUGGAAGCUCCCACGGAGACGGAAGCUUUCCCCUCCACACCCUCGAGGAGGACCAGAGGGAGGAAGACGGAGGAUGUUGUGGCCGACGGUGUUGCGCUGUCUCCUGCACCUGUGACACGCACUCGCCGAGCCCCAGCACCAGUCCCGGACACUACCCAGGACGAUAACAACAAGGACGAAGUGGAGACCAAGAAAACCAAGAAGAGCCGCACAACAAGGGUGAAGGCGCCUGUGGAGCCUCGGUCCAUUGCGGUGCCGCUGCUGCUGUCUCCCGUCCCCACUGAAGAGGAGGAGCCUGGGCCGGCUCGCUCCAAGCGGCGGGUGGCAGCAGUGCCCGCGCCCGCUCCGGAACCCACGUCCACCUCGGAGCCCGCCGAGGACACACCGACCCGCCGAGCCAACCUGCGCCGCAAGCGCAUGCUGGAGGGCCUCUUCACCAAGCCAGUCACGCGCAGGAGGAGGAUGUGAGCAGUGGACACUGGACACACAAGUACACAUACAAACCACCCCUCACCUGCCUGGUCUAAUGUGCCCAUCCGUACUGAUUUGCCUAUCCCACCACCAAAGCAGACGCAGGGCAGGGCAGGGCAGGCUAGGAGGACAUGGGCACACACUGUCUACUGCUGUCCACGUCAGCCUGGACAUUGGACACACACACACACACACACACACACACACACACACACACACACACACACCCUGGACCCGCUCCUGUUCAUAUCACCACCACCUACCCUCAAAGGUCAGAUCAGGAUGGCACCAUCGUCAGAGCAUCCUCAUGGACCUGGACAUUAUCGUUUGGACGUUACAGCUUCCACUCAGCGCCCUCUCCUCACUCUCUUCCCUCCCCCCUUCCCUUGCUCCCUUAUUCCUUUCCUUCUCUUCUUCUUCUUCCUCUUCUUUCCUUCCCUCCCUCUUCCUCCUCUCCCUCCUUUCCAGCUUCUGCUUUCAGAGAGAGACUGCAGUCUGUUCUUUUAAUUUAAGAACCCAAUGGAUGGGUUUUUUUCUCUAAAUAAAUAAAUGGCUCUAAUUUAGGAAACCGAAAUAAUAAUUUUAUAUAAUUACUGUAAAGUUUACAGCAAGGAGGACUUUUGGAUUUGAGCACCAAAAAACAAAGAUGGCUUAGUUUUUAAAAAAAUGUGCAUUUCUUAUUAAUUGAUGCAAGUGUAAAUAGUCUUUUUUGAGUAUGUUAUAAAUAAAAAUUGAACCCUUGUAAAUGAGUUUUGCUUCUGUUUGAAGUGUUAAUGCAUUUGAUUUUCUCUUUUUUUGUUCUGCAGCGUAACAUCACGUGGUAAUUAUGUCUGAACAUGCUGUGUUCUCUGAGAUGGUUUAAGUGAAAGUGAAAAAGUUUAAAAGCACUAACUUAGUUUGUGGGAAAUUGGUUGAGGCUGUAUGCACAGUGUUUCUUUGUCGUAACACUUCUGACAGAAUGUAAAAUUAAAAUGAUCCUUAUUUUUCUA